This is a messenger RNA of Exophiala xenobiotica, 3319 nucleotides long. RefSeq lists its product as uncharacterized. The coding region runs from base 779 to 2605 and encodes 608 amino acids. The transcript has a single exon. Gene Ontology annotation, biological process: transmembrane transport. The record is from RefSeq and is a predicted model, not a curated record. Gene Ontology annotation, molecular function: transmembrane transporter activity. NCBI's taxonomy places the organism in Eukaryota, Fungi, Ascomycota, Eurotiomycetes, Chaetothyriales, Herpotrichiellaceae.
CAAUGCACUGUAGCACAGUGUCCUCGAUCAAGAUUGAUAAGAUUCGAUCAUGAAGCCGAUCAGGCAGCUGAAGAUCCUUCUGGAGCAGGUCCUACAGUACAGGUGCUUGCUUAGUGUGUCGAAGAUAAGUCGCGAAGUGACCUUCAAAAGAAAUGCCUCAUUUUGCCUAGUUGGCGUGGGUGAGAUGCCCUGAACAGCCUGAACAACAUCAACUAUUGGGCACUUCAAGUCAGUGUUUCCCCCACCGAAUCCCUUCAUCAAUGAUCACAUUGCAACGGCCAAGCCGACGAUAGUGCGAAGCUCAGUGGAAGCUCCAGCAAGCGUGAGCAAGCUCUUUUAAGCUCUGGUGUUUGCAUCCACACUUUCAACUGACAGAUGCUGUCGUCGUGUCCUGCCGAUUGACCCGUUGAGUUACGCCAAUAGGCAAAGGGUGUUCUGCGCCUGAACUCACCAUGACGAGGCACUUUGAGGAUUGCCAUCCAGUGUCCAUCCCACCGCGACACCCACACGACAGACUUUUCCUAGACUUGGUGGAGCUUACGGCGAGAAAUUAUCUUAUCAGAUGUGACUGCGGAUACCCAGUGGACCUCGCCAGGGCCGCAACUCGAACGAACCACAUCUGAUAGCAGCUAUACACUGUCGGUGGUGCUCUGGCGAUAAAUAUGGAUGUUGAUCCUCCCAGGGUAGGCCACGUUUUUGUCUCUCGGUCAUCUCUUUUGGCCAAAUCUUUUCCCUGCACAGGCUGGCCUAGCCUUGAUUAUCAAAAGACACCGUCAAGAUGGGAUUCCUUUCCAAGUUCAAAGGUCACGAAACCCAUCCUAAUGUUCGAGAAGCCUCGAGUGUCACCGAGGGCCAGAAGUCCGAUGGUCCCGCCGAUGGUCCCAAGGACGUCCCUACUGACACUGAUUCCGAGACCUUGAGUUUGGAGGAACGGAACGAAAAAGAAGUCCAACUCAAUCCCGACCAUAUCACCCAAGAUGCCCAGCUUGGUGUGAAAAAGGCCGAGGCCACUGCACUUGUCUGGCCGAAAUGGGCUGUCUACGCGACGUAUGGAUGGAUCUGGGUCUGUUUCUUCAUGCUUGCCCUACAACAAGGCACGACCACACUCUUCAACGCGGCAGCGUACGCCGACUUUGUCGCUGCGCCCCAGCUUACCACCGCCAACAUUCUCUCCACCAUCAUCGGUGGUGUCCUGAAACUACCAAUUGCCAAGAUCCUCAACAUCUGGGGCCGUGCUGAAGGCUUCUUUACCUUUGUUUGCGUCUAUCUACUCGGCAUGAUCAUUCUGGCAUCUUGCAAUGGUCCCAGCGGCUAUGCAGCCGGUUACGUCCUCUACUGGAUCGGCUACGAUGCCAUCUACCUUAUCCUCGAUGUAUUUGUUGCCGAUACUUCGGGCCUGCGCAAUCGAGCGUUCGCCUUCGCCUUUGUCGGGACGCCCUUUAUCUGCACAGCCUUCACCGCACCACUUCUUGGGCAAGCCUUCCUCAACACGACCACCUGGCGAUGGGGCUACGGAGCAUUCUGCAUCAUCAUGUUCUUCGUCUUCAUGCCCUUGGUUGUCGUCUUCAAGUUCUACCAGCGCAAAGCCGAGAAGAUGGGUCUAUUCAAGAACGAAGCGAGCGGACGCAGUCCAUUCCAAUCGUUUGUCCAUUACUUUCACGAAUUCGACAUUGUGGGAGCUGCCUUGCUCAUGGCGGCCUUCGUCCUCUUCCUGCUGCCGUUCUCCUUGAGCUCAUACGGCAAAGCAGGGUAUUCCUCGGCGACUUUCAUCGCCAUGGUCGUCAUCGGCAUUCUUCUGUUCCCUGUCUUCGCAAUCUGGGAGAAGUAUUUCGCCCGAGUGCACUUUGUCCGAUGGGAAUUGUUCCGGCAGCGCACGGUUCUGGGCGCAUGCUGUCUGGCGGCCAUCCUUUACUUCUCCUUCUACUGCUGGGACGUGUACUACUACCAAUUCGUCCUGGUUGUCUACAACUUGUCCUUCUCCAACGCCGGGUACAUGACGCAAAUCUACAAUGUCGGCUCGACGUUCUGGGGAGUCGUUUUCGGCGCCUGGAUCCGCGCCACCAAGCAUUUCAAGUACACAUGCUUGUGCUUCGGCCUUCCUCUGAUGUUUCUUGGGGCUGGCCUGAUGAUUCAUUUCCGCGGCAACGACCACGGCAUCGGCUAUCUUGUCAUGUGCCAGAUUUUCAUCGCCUUCGCCGGCGGCACCCUUGUCAUUGGAGAGGACAUGGCCGUCAUGGCCGCUGCCGAUCGUGACGGUGUCCCCAUGAUGCUCUCGCUGAUCAGUCUAUUCGCCAGCCUCGGAGGCGCUAUCGGAUACGCCGUUGCAGCCGCCAUCUACGACAACACCUUCCCACAGGCACUAUUGAGGAGACUGCCAGCCAGCGCCAAAGGCGACUACGAAACCAUCUUCCUCGGAGGCUACGUGACACAGAUGACAUAUGCGGUGGAUUCGCCCAUCAGGAAUGCCAUCAAUUACGCCUGGGGCGAGAGCCAGAAAUACGGUUCCGUUGCUGCUACUGCCGUACUGGUCUUGGCCAUCCCAUCGAUCGCCGUCUGGAAGAAUUACAACGUCAACAAGAAGCAGAACAAGGGUACCGUUAUUUAAAGCUACAAUGUCAGACGUGGUCGUUUGGAGAAACAGUGUCCAUAUUCGAUGAGUGCGAGACGUCUUGUCAUCAAGGGGCAGGAGAAAUUGUCCGAGCGGGUGUGUUUGUCACGCAGCAUGGAUUUGCACAAAGUAACGUAAUAUCAAUGUACACUAGAGUGAGAUGUAUGCUGCAAGGCUCUCAAAAGAGGGCAAGUGUCGUUUAAUCCGAGGAGACGCCUCUCAUGCGAUUGUUGGUGACCUCCCGUAUCGUGUUCAAUUGUGUGCCCAAAGGGUCAUCGUGGUCGGGGAUUUCAUCUGCCUAGAGAAGAUCACUGGGGGUGGAUGGAAGGGUGUGCGACGCAAUGAUGGAUGCUCUUAACCUCCAUGAACGAACCUGACCCAACCUUGGCCUAAGAAGAGCAAUACGUAGCAUGCGACACAUAAACAGGACCUCUGCAGACCCCGUAUCGGAAACCCUCCUCACCACGAGGCAACAAGAUGCCCGUUCACGUCUGGCUUGAUCUCAAUUUGGGUGAGAUGAGGAUCUUGAUCUGGUUGUCUCGGUUGUUGACCAAUUCCUCGAACCCUUUUUCAACAACGUCUUCCAGGGCCACUCGACUCGUCACCAUCUUCUCGUAUCCUUGAAAUUGGCCUGCAUGACACAAGGUCAACAAAUGACCGGGGGGCCAGGUGCGGAGGGAUUUUCUUGCCUUUGCCAAUCAACUCCAUCAC